Podarcis raffonei (Aeolian wall lizard) is the source of this 5368-nucleotide messenger RNA. RefSeq names its product multiple C2 and transmembrane domain containing 1 (gene MCTP1). Bases 482 to 3493 code for a protein of 1003 amino acids. The record is from RefSeq and is a predicted model, not a curated record. Gene Ontology annotation, cellular component: synaptic vesicle membrane. The transcript is spliced from 23 exons. NCBI's taxonomy places the organism in Eukaryota, Metazoa, Chordata, Lepidosauria, Squamata, Lacertidae. Gene Ontology annotation, biological process: regulation of neurotransmitter secretion. Gene Ontology annotation, molecular function: calcium ion binding.
CGCGCACGUGUCUGUCAUUAAUCUAAUCACCCUCCCCCACCCCCGCCCCGUCAGUCAGCCGGCACGAGCCUGCGCGGUCCGUGUGACUUAGCAGCUGCGAGGAGGGCGAGAAAAGUCCGGCGCGCGAGACACAAAGUUCGGUGGAGGCGCGUUCCUUGCUCGCUUGCGACGCCUCACGCGACGACGACGGCUGCUGCUUCCUCCUCCUCCUCCUCCUCUUUCGCGCCCACUCGCGGCUGCCACCCUGCGGGUGGUGCACCUAGACUGAGCUGCAGCCGGGGCACGCCGCUGAGGUAGCCGCCUAUCGCGGGGCUGAGGCGGCCAGCGCACAGCCUCUUCCUUCGGCCGGCCUGGAUUGAAGCCUCCAGGCUCCACCGGGCUCUGCUGCUGUUGCCUCCGCAGCAGUAGACGCCGGCGGUGGUGGCGUUUGUGGAGAAGCGGGAGGAGGCGGCGGCCAAGAGACGAGGAGGAGGCGGCGGUUAUGGAGCCUGAGGCAGCAGCGGCGGACAAGCCCAGCGACCCCGAGCCGGCGUCCUCCUCCUCCUCGUCCUCCUCCUUCCAGGCCCGGCUGUGGAGAAACCUGCAGCUGGGCGGCAAGAGCAAAGGCGGCAAAGCGGAAGCCGCCGAGCGCCGCAGUGCGGAGACCUCGCCGUCGCUUCCUCGCGCUCGAGCCGAGCAGCAGCAGCCGCCUGGACAGCCGGCGGCGGCCAAGGGGGAUUUGCUGAGCGGCGGCGCCGUCAAGUGGAGCGGCUUCAGGCGCAGGAAGCACGUGCUGGACCGCGUCUUCUCGUCGUCCCAGCCCAACCUCUGCUGCUCCUCGGCGGAGCCCCUGGAGGCCGUGAGCAGCGAGGCCGGCUCGGCGCUGCGCCGCCUGAGGGAGCACAUCCUGCACCACCACCACCACCACCACCAGGGCAGGGGGCAGCCGCCGUCGCCUCAGGGCCGCCGCCCCGACGACGCGCGCGCCGCCUCCUCCUCGGCGUCGUCUUCGCUCUGCCCGUCGCCGGCUGCCCCCGCCCGAGCCGACAGGGGGCGCGGCGGGGAUGGCCCCCCGCAAGCCGAGAAGGGGGAGGAGCUUCCCCCGCCGCCGCCCCGGCCGGGGGCGCACCUGUCCCACCAGAAGAGCUCCUCCCUGCCGGGCACCGCGUGCUUGGAGCAGCUGCUGCAGGAGUCGCCCACCAAGGGCAAGGCCAGAGCCAGGGAGGGCAGCGGCAGCCCCGCGAGAGCCAAUCCUACUGGAACUAGUAAUGCAGAAUUGCCUCUGGCUGAACCCGGAAUGUACCAGUUGGACAUUACAUUAAAAAGAGGUCAUAAUCUAGCAGCUCGUGAUCGAAGAGGGACAAGUGAUCCAUAUGUCAAGUUUAAAAUUGGUGGAAAAGAAGUGUUUAGAAGCAAAACUAUCCAUAAGAAUCUUAACCCUGUAUGGGAAGAAAAAACUUCAAUCAUGAUUGAACAUUUAAGGGAACAACUGUACAUAAAGGUCUUUGAUUAUGAUUUUGGGCUUCAAGAUGACUUCAUGGGAUCAGCAUUUUUGGAUCUCGGCUCACUAGAGCAAAAUAGGUCAACUGAAGUUACGUUGAGUCUCAAGGAUCCACAUUAUGCUGACCAAGAUCUUGGAACUAUAUUAUUGUCUGUUUUGCUGACACCAAAAGAACAGCAACGGGAAGGGCAGAGUUCAGUGCAAAGAUUUCAUCACUGGAGAACUCGCAGAUUAACAACAAUGUUAAUGAGGAAGAGUUGGAAAAGAUCAAGUAAGUUUCAGACCCAGAGUAUACGUCUGUCAGACCUGCACAGAAAAGCUCAGCUGUGGAGAGGGAUAGUCAGUGUCACUUUGAUUGAAGGUCGUGAACUCAAAGCCAUGGAUCCAAACGGGCUCAGUGAUCCCUAUGUGAAAUUCCGACUGGGACACCAGAAGUACAAGAGUAAGAUUAUGCCAAAAACUUUGAAUCCUCAAUGGAGAGAACAAUUUGACUUGCAUCUCUAUGAGGAACGAGGUGGAAUUAUUGAUAUUACAGUGUGGGACAAAGAUGCUGGCAAAAAGGAUGAUUUUAUUGGCAGGUGCCAGGUUGACCUGUCGACCCUGAGCAAAGAGCAAACUCAUAAGCUGGAGUUGCCUCUGGAGGAAGGGGAAGGCUUUCUGGUAUUGCUGGUCACCUUGACUGCCUCAGCUGCAGUCAGCAUCGCUGACCUCCCAAUCAAUGCCCUGGAGGACCUAAAGGAGCAGGAAGAAAUACUAAAGAGAUAUAGUCUAGUGCGGAUGUUUCAUAACAUGAAGGAUGUGGGAUUUCUCCAGGUGAAGGUUAUCAGAGCAGAAGGUUUGAUGGCAGCUGACGUUACAGGUAAAAGUGAUCCAUUUUGUGUAGUUGAGUUGAACAAUGAUAGACUGCUGACCCAUACGGUGUACAAGAAUCUUAAUCCUGAAUGGAACAAGAUCUUCACAUUCAAUAUUAAGGAUAUCCACUCAGUUCUUGAAGUGACAGUUUAUGACGAAGACCGAGAUCGGAGUGCUGACUUUCUGGGCAAAGUGGCUAUACCAUUGUUGUCUAUUCAAAAUGGUGAACAGAAAGCCUACGUCUUGAAAAACAAGCAGCUGACAGGGCCAACAAAGGGGGUCAUCUAUCUUGAAAUAGAUGUGAUUUUUAAUGCUGUGAAAGCCAGCUUCCGAACGUUAAUGCCCAAAGAACAGAAGUAUAUUGAAGAAGAAAACAGAAUUUCUAAACAGCUUCUUCUAAGGAACUUCAUGCGGAUGAAGCGUUGUGUCAUGGUUCUUGUAAAUGCCGCCUACUAUAUAAACAGUUGCUUUGACUGGGAUUCACCACCAAGGAGUCUUGCUGCUUUUGUGGUUUAUUGUAGCUGUGAGAGACAGAAUAACAACACGAAAACCCCCAGAAACCCAGAAGACAGAAGACGGAGAUGGAUAUGCAUUUUACUGUUCCUCUUUGUGACCUGGAAUUUUGAGCUGUACAUGAUUCCUCUGACACUGUUGCUACUGUUGGUGUGGAACUACUUCCUGAUUAUUUCAGGGAAAGAUAAUAGACAACGUGAUACGGUAGUGGAGGACAUGCUAGAGGACGAGGAAGAAGAGGAUGACAGAGAUGACAAGGACAGUGAAAAGAAAGGAUUUAUGAAUAAGCUCUAUGCCAUCCAGGAAGUGUGUGUCAGUGUCCAGAACAUCCUUGAUGAAGUGGCUUCCUUUGGAGAAAGAAUAAAGAAUACAUUCAAUUGGACUGUUCCGUUCUUGAGCUGGCUGGCAAUCGUUGCCCUCUGUGUGUUCACAGUCAUCCUGUAUUUCACUCCACUGAGAUACAUUGUCCUUGUCUGGGGGAUCAAUAAAUUUACAAAGAAGCUCCGAAGUCCAUAUGCAAUCGAUAACAAUGAAGUACUUGAUUUCCUUUCCAGAGUUCCUUCAGAUGUGCAACUGGUGCAGUACCAAGAACUGAAACAUGAUCCUACCCACAGUCCAAGUAAGAGGAAGAAAAACAACCCUGGCUAGCCAAAUCCGUGUGCUGAGGAGACCAUCAUCUGUUCAAGGGGAAAAUAAAACUAAAAAGCUCUAGACCUAAGGAGCAUUUCCUCUCUCUAAGCUUUAUUUAUUUUGCCUUUUAUUCAUAAUGGGAAAAUUUAUAAAUACUGUACAAAGGGAUUUAUCAGUGAAAUUGCACUUGGAAGUUGGACAGAGUUAUGACGAAGGCUUCAAAUUUAGUUUAAGCUGAAGUUUUGUUGGAGUCCAUUUAUAGCAUGAAUGUGAAAUGGUAAGUGAUAUGAUAGGCCCACAUGACUGGAUAAGUAAAAGAUACAUUUUUAAACUCAUGCUCUGGUUAAUUUUUAAAAGCUAACUGAGGAUUUAUGCAUGACCCAUCCUUUUAUCCAAAGAAGAUCACUCUUUUUUAUAUUUUAUACAUUUUGCCAGAAGAACAGAGCAAAGGCACUUAUUUGUGUGUUUCAUCCAAAAGAAAUAAAACUGUAAUUAGACCCUGCUGCAAAUAAACAAACUGACUAGGGCUUGCCUAAAAAGCAAGCUAUAUAUACACUAAACGCAAAUGUCUUACUGGAGCUCCAAAGAUUUAAAGAAGUUCUUAACACUUUUAUCAUUCCACCACAAGACUUUGAAAAAAAUAUAUACCUGUAUCUAAAAUACUGCCAGGUUUAUAACGGAUUGCAUCUUUAACUUUUUAUAUUGCCACUAAUCUUGAUUUGUACUUACUUAGCCUAGUGGAGAACCUGCAUAUCGUUCAGUAGUGAAAGAAAUAUUAUCAGAUUAAAACCAUAUUGCUUCAGGUGUCAGGCUAUGAACACCUUUUGUGCACAUAUAGUAUGUCAAUACUAAAAUUUGUUUGCUUCCUAAUCAAAAGGCCAUUUUAAAAGGCUUUACAGCAUAGCACUUGACCUAGUACUGUGGCAAAUGAAAAAGGAACAAUGUGGGCUGAAUUUAUAUACCUGUUUUGUUUCUUCAUUUGAUUCACCUAAUCAGUCCUCCUGAUAGUUAAGUGCCCUGUUGCGUGGAAAGCAUUUUUUAAAUUGUGGCAGAUGGGAAUAUGGUUUACAUUUCAAAACAUUGCCAUUGCAUAAUGAGUGGCUAGGAAUAUAUUCUUAAACUGUGACCAGUGGAGCUCUUGAGUUGAGUCUGUACACCUAAGGACCUUAUCAUGUAGUCCUUACAGAAAACCUGCAGUGGAUGUCAAAAGGACCAAUUAAGAACUAAUGGAUUUGUGCCCUCAGGGGGGAAAGAGAUUCCACACUCUUCAUUACAGAACAUUCAGUCUGCGUGGUGGCUGCUUACCAGAUUCUAUUGCACUACUUACUGUUAAAAUAGUACUUUUUUUGAGAGAGAAAUAUUCAAUAGUAUAUGCACAGGAAAAUGUAUAUACAUUAAUUUACAUCUAAAGGUAUUCUUAAACUACAUUUCUCAUGAAAGCUGAUUUUGAAAAUUAUUUUUAUCUUAGAGAUGUGUUGCUGUUUCUUACAAAAGAACUAUUUUGAAAUUGCCUAUUUAUACAACAUGCUUGAAAGAAUGCCAAACAAGUUAUGUAUCUGCAGGGAAGACUUGACCCGAACAUGUUCUGGUUAUGUAGCCAGGUAAUCAUGACUUACUCAAUAUGCACAUGUAUGCAGGUCGUGUCUCUGUUUAUUGCUGAUGAACAAAUAUGCCAUUAAUGAAGUCAACCUAUUGAAUUGUCUGUAUUAAUGUUGAUAAUUUCUUUUAGUCUGGAAUAUUUUGUUCACAGUGAAAACCUGUUACAUAAUACAUGAAGACUUUUCUCUUUAUUUGUUCACUUACUAUUAUCUAUCAUUCUGUGGGCUUUUUUUCCCCCUGUACAAAAUGCUGACCUAACUUAUUUAUGCCAUUAAACUCAUAUGACAAACAAUU